Octopus bimaculoides (California two-spot octopus) is the source of this 1759-nucleotide messenger RNA. RefSeq names its product dopamine receptor 2. NCBI's taxonomy places the organism in Eukaryota, Metazoa, Mollusca, Cephalopoda, Octopoda, Octopodidae. The record is from RefSeq and is a predicted model, not a curated record. Gene Ontology annotation, cellular component: plasma membrane. Gene Ontology annotation, molecular function: G protein-coupled receptor activity. Gene Ontology annotation, biological process: adenylate cyclase-activating adrenergic receptor signaling pathway; positive regulation of MAPK cascade.
AACCAAGUGUCACUUGCUCUGUUCCGUCGUAAUCCGAAGACAGUGUGAGUGAACAUUCAUGCUGAAUCACGCAGGAGCCUACAAUGAUACAGGAAAUACGUCAUUGCUCGAGUAUUAUGAUGUUCCAUUCAAUGACACAUCCUUUACAAAACAGGGUUUCACCUACGAACUAAAACACCCUAGUAUUGGCAUACUGCUUUCCGUUUUUUCUUUAAUUACUAUAGUAGGAAACAUUUUAGUUAUUGUGGCAGUUACUCGGGAAAUAUAUUUAAGGACAGUGACAAAUUAUUUCAUUGUGUCUCUGGCUGUAGCUGAUCUUAUGGUAGGAGGUAUUGUAAUGCCAUUCAGUAUUAGUCACGAAAUGACCAACAAUGUUUGGCUAUAUGGAUCUGUUUGGUGUGAUUUGUGGCAUUCGUUUGACGUGCUGGCAAGUACUGCGUCCAUCAUGAAUUUAUGUGUAAUUUCACUCGACCGAUACUGGGCGAUUAAUGAUCCAAUUUCAUAUCCAAUUAGAAUGUCUUCGAGUAAAGUAAGCCUUCUUAUAACUGGAGUUUGGUUAUGCUCAGCAACGAUAUCCUUCCCAGCUAUUGCUUGGUGGCGAGCUGUAAAACCCCCAGACUUGCCAAGUUACCAGUGUCUAUUCACUGAAGACACGGGGUAUUUAAUAUUUUCAUCGUGUGUGUCGUUUUACUGUCCACUCAUUAUCAUGCUAUUCGUUUAUUAUAAAAUCUACAAAGCUGCAGUGGCUCAAACGCGAAGUAUCAAAAUGGGAUGCAAAGUAAUGAUGUCAAGUAGCAUAGAUGGAGAGGCAAUGACACUACGGAUGCACAGAGGAGGUCGGAGGCGGACAACACAUGAAAUUGACACAAGUGCUGAACGAAAUGCAAGUGACAGCGAUAGUGGAAGUCCUGCUCACUUAGUUCGUGCUCAAGCAGGAGAACGGCCAACAAAAUUUAUCACAAAGCGCCUUAGACAUUUUGCAAUUAGUAAAAAACUAAGUAAGGUUGCCAAAGAACAGAAGGCAGCAAAAACUCUUGGCAUUGUUGUAGGCGUUUUCAUUCUCUGUUGGCUUCCUUUCUUUAUAACGAAUCUCCUAUUAGCACUGUGCAAAACGUGCGUCGUUUAUCCAGAAGUACUGUUUCCGGUUUUCACUUGGUUCGGAUAUAUUAAUUCAGGAAUGAAUCCAAUCAUAUAUGCUCUAUCGAUGCGAGAUUUCAGACGUGCGUUUUCAAAGAUUAUUUUUAUCUGUUGUCCAAAAUAUGGUGUCAUUCGUCGCCAAACGGCUAAUGAUAACAAUACUAGUACAAGUUUUACAGUGAGUACUGUUGACCGCACCGUUCCAUUUAAACUGUAAGACGAUAAAAACAUGUGGAGAUAAGCCAAAUAAAAAAAAUACCUCUUUGAAAUAACAUUUUCAUAAAAAGAAAUUGAAUUUCGAGUUUGUCUACUAGAGAGGUACUUCCUUAAAUGUCGAACUCGUGAAUGAGAUAAAGAAAGGUUCCGUAAAUAUAUAAAACAGAAUCAAAACUGUGUAAUACAGAGAACUUGAAUUGCUGCAUGAAUGAUCUGUUAACGACUUUACACAUAAUUAUAUAUUUACACACAUUACUGUUAAUAUAAAUAUGAAUGUACUGUUAGGUAUGUAAUCAUUGCAUAUUUAUAUAAAUUGGUUAUGAACUCAUAAGCGCAUGUAUAUACGUAUAUCAUUUAUAAAGUGUGUUCACAUGUUUACAAUCACAUUUACACGAUGCAUACACAU